Thamnophis sirtalis is the source of this 1091-nucleotide messenger RNA. The record is from RefSeq and is a predicted model, not a curated record. NCBI's taxonomy places the organism in Eukaryota, Metazoa, Chordata, Lepidosauria, Squamata, Natricidae.
GCGGCCGCCAUCUUGUUUGUUUGAGUGGCUCAGAGGCAAAAGGGGGGUGGGGGAAUCCGCGGGCGGGCGGUAGCGGCCUCGGCGGUUCUCCGAGGCGCUUGGAGCCCGGUUCCUCAGGCAGCCACGCAGGACUCGAGGUCCUGCAUAGAGUGUUGGCACAAUGUUUUAUGCUCACUUUGUCCUGAGCAAACGAGGGCCGCUAGCUAAAAUAUGGCUGGCGGCCCAUUGGGAUAAAAAACUAACCAAAGCACAUGUGUUUGAAUGCAAUUUGGAAAGUAGCGUAGAGAGCAUCAUCUCACCUAAGGUGAAGAUGGCACUUCGAACUUCAGGACACCUUUUAUUGGGAGUUGUUAGAAUCUAUCACAGGAAAGCUAAAUACCUCCUUGCAGAUUGUAAUGAGGCAUUCAUUAAGAUUAAGAUGGCUUUCCGUCCAGGUGUGGUUGAUUUGCCUGAGGAAAAUAGAGAAGCUGCUUACAACGCUAUCACUUUGCCUGAAGAAUUUCAUGAUUUUGAUCAACCAUUGCCAGAUUUAGAUGAUAUCGAUGUGGCUCAACAAUUCAGUUUGAACCAAAGCAGAGUGGAAGAAAUUACAAUGCGAGAAGAAGUGGGAAACAUCAGCAUACUUCAAGAAAAUGACUUUGGAGACUUUGGCAUGGAUGAUCGUGAAAUGAUGAGAGAAGGUAGUGCUUUUCCAGAUGACAUGUUGGUAAGCUCUAGUACUUCAAACCUUCUGCUGGAGCCAGAGCAGAGCACCAGUCAUCUUAAUGAAAAAUCUAAUCACUUGGAAUAUGAAGACCAGUACAAGGAUGAUUUUGGAGAAGGAAAUGAUGGUGGAAUCCUGGUUGACAAACUUCUCAGCAACACUGAAGAAGGAAUAUUUGAUGACCCACCUGCGCUUUCAGAAGUGGGAGUAAUGUUGCCGGAGCAACCUCCCCAUGAUGAUUUGGAUGAUGAUGAUAAUGCCUCAAUGGGAGGACCAGAUAGCCCAGACUCUGCAGAUCCAGUGGAACCCUUGCCAACCAUGACUGAUCAGACAACACUGGUUCCAAAUGAAGAAGAAGCAUUUGCUUUAGAGCCCAUUGAUAUCACUG